Xylaria bambusicola is the source of this 1272-nucleotide messenger RNA. RefSeq lists its product as uncharacterized. Gene Ontology annotation, biological process: regulation of DNA-templated transcription. The coding region runs from base 1 to 1272 and encodes 423 amino acids. The record is from RefSeq and is a predicted model, not a curated record. The transcript is spliced from 3 exons. Gene Ontology annotation, molecular function: DNA-binding transcription factor activity, RNA polymerase II-specific; zinc ion binding. Lineage: Eukaryota; Fungi; Ascomycota; Sordariomycetes; Xylariales; Xylariaceae.
AUGUUCGGCACGUUGCGUCUCGCGCCUAAUUCGGAAACCGUAGACUUCAUAGAAAGAACAGACGGCAGGUCUUUCACUGGCACCGUUCCACCUCAUUCUGCGUGCACCCACUGCCGAUCCAAAAAGCUUCGAUGUGGUGGACAGAAGCCAAUUUGUAAUCGAUGUAAGACUUCUUCGACAAAGUGCGUGUAUGCCCCUGCAGCCGGCAGGCGACGAGCUCAUAGCGGGAAAAAGCGCAGUCACGACGGCGGCGUGGUUCACGAGUCUAAUUCGGCAGCGGAAGACUUGAGCCAGACUGACAUGACAAUAUCUAACCCGCCCUCGGCUGCUGAGCGAGUUCCGCCAGUGACAAGUAGCAACGUAACAACUGAGGGCACGUCAGAGACAACCUGCCAGGGAUUGACUUCCGACUCGCCGACAACAUGUCUAGAUUCUGAAUCAUUGAACGAGGCCCUCGAACAUCAACUGAGUUCCCAUUCUAUUGACUCGGAAUUCCACUUUAAUACUGAGACUACCAUUGGGGCUAUCGACAAGCCUACGCAUGUUAUCGGCAGUGACGCCGAGAUUGUCCGAGAUUCUCUAAUCGCCACGGAUUUCACUGCCGGCCUAACUGCGCUAUGGUCUAUACCCGCCUCGUUCACAGAUGGCCAGGGGUUCGCCACGUCGCCCAGACUAGACUCCUUCGGCUCUAUGAUGGCCACAACAAACACGGUAGCACCAGUUUCAUUCGAGUUAGCAAGCAAUUCGGAGCCCGAGAACAGGCUCGGUGGCGGUGCACAGUGUGCCCGCCAGUGUCUCUCGACCACCACGCCUUUACUUGAACAAAUCGAUAACCUUACGCAUAGCAUGGCUCCAGAUAACCUAGAAAGAGUCCUCAGCUGGCAUACGCAAGCAUGCAAUAAGUGCCUUCAGGUAUUGAAAUGCGAAAGCUGCUACUCCAGCUCGGAACAGAUGAUGUUGAUACUCAUGCUAUGCGACAAGCUCAUCAUGCUUACCAAGAAACUGUUGUGGCAUACAUUAGACGAAACACAAUUUGAAGGCGCAUUUCGAGUUCGAGAGUAUGAGUCGACAGACCCUUCCGAAUUCAUUGGUAUCAUCAGGCUUCUCUGUAGCAACCGCGUGAGGGAUAUAGCCAGACUCCUAGCCCGUAUCGAAGAUAGCCCAGCAGUCGCGGGCAAACAAGUGCAACUCAUCAUGAUACGCAACAUGGAACAACAGGUAGCAAAGACUCUUGGCGGAAUACGGGAGUGUCUUGGUAGUUUCAUAGGUUAG